AUGGAUAAGACGUGGAUUUGGCUUCCAAGGAAUAGCCACGAGUAUUCAGAAGGAGCAACUAAUUUCGUGAAUUCGUCAGCAAGAAGAUUGGGAAGUCUUCUUGAAAUGCUAUGCCCUUGUAGAGACUGCCGCAAUCUGAGCCAUCAGUCACUGGAUAAAAUUGUGGAGCAUUUGGUGAUUAGGUGUAUGGAUAAGAAGUAUAAGAGUUCUCGUUGGAGUAUUCAUGGUGAAAAAAGAGAUUCUGCAGAAGACAGUGUACUUCAAUGUGAAACAGAGGCAUUUGAUUUGUUUAAGACAGCAUUCUCCAUGGACGAAGGUGGUCCAAACCCGACAACUGACAACGAAGAUGAUGAAGCACCAGAGGAACUUGAGUUUACAAAAAAGCUAAGAGAUGCUCAAACGCCAUUAUACUCGGGUUGUCUCAAGCACACAAAGGUUUCAGCUAUCAUGGGACUUUACAGAUUCAAGGUUAAAAGUGGUGUGUCGGAGAACUACUUUGAUCAGCUGUUGGUUUUACUUGAGGAUUUGCUACCUGAAGACAAUGUUCUUCCCAAGAGUUUAGCUGCAAUCAAGAAAUUUCUGAAGAUCUUUGGGUUCGGCUACGACAAUAUCCAUGCUUGCAAGAAUGAUUGCAUACUGUAUAGGAAGGAGUACGAGAACCUACAAAGCUGUCCAAGAUGCAAAGUUUCAAGAUGGGAAAUGGAUAAGCACAGUAAUGAGAUAAAGGUGGGGAUUCCGGCAAAGGUCCUAAGAUAUUUUCCAAUCAAGGACAGGUUUAGGAGGAUGUUUAGAUCAAAGAGGAUGGCUGAAGAUCUGCGUUGGCACUAUACCAAUGCCACUGAAGACGGUACAAUGCGGCACCCCGUUGAUUCUAUCUCUUGGGCACAAGUGAAUGCUAAAUGGCCAGACUUUGCUGCUGAUCCACGGAAUCUUCGACUUGGGAUUUCCACAGAUGGGAUGAACCCUUUCUCCAUGCAAAGCACCAAUCACAGCACUUGGCCAGUGUUGUUAGUGAACUAUAACACGCCUCCAACCAUGUGUAUGAAGGCUGAGAAUAUAAUGUUGACUUUGUUGAUCCCUGGUCCUACUGCUCCUGGUAAUAACAUAGAUGUUUACCUAGCACCACUGAUAGACGAUCUAAAAGAUUUGUGGGCUGAGGGUAUUGAGGUGUAUGACUCAUUUGCGAAGGAGAAUUUUAAUCUCAGAGCCUUGCUGCUUUGGAGUAUCAGUGACUAUCCAGCCUUAGGAACACUGUCUGGAUGUAAAGUAAAGGGGAAACAAGCCUGCAAUGUAUGCGGAAAGGAUACACCUGCAAGGUGGCUUAAGUUUAGCCGCAAGUUUGCCUACAUGGGUAACAGAAGGAGACUACCGCCUGGCCAUCGUUACAGAUAUAAAAAAGCCGUGUUUGACAACACUGUGGAGGAAGUGAAUGCGAAUAGGAUACAAACAGGCGCUGAGAUAUAUGAGACACUACAAGCUUUUACGAAUGAUUUUGGUAGACCUCUAGAGAAGGAAAAAAAAAGGAAAAGACUAGAGUUGGAAGAUGAUGAGAGGGUAGUGGAAGAAGAGUGUGAUGAAUCAAAUGAACUAUGGCGGUGGAAGAAGAGAUCAAUAUUCUUUGAUCUACCUUACUGGAAGGAGUUACCUGUUCGUCACAAUAUUGAUGUUAUGCACGUAGAAAAGAAUGUGUCUGAUGCUAUAUUGUCUCUGUUGAUGCAAAGUGCGAAGUCAAAAGAUGGGUUGAAAGCAAGAAAAGACUUAGAAGAUAUUGGAAUCAGAAAGCACUUGCACACAGAGGUGAGGGGAAAGAAAACAUACUUACCUCCUGCUGCCUACUGGUUAUCGAAGAAAGAGAAGACCAUUUUUUGCCAAAGGUUGUGUCAGCGCAUCAUUGACCCAGAGAAACUUAUAUCCAUGGAAACAGAGUUUGUGGAAACAAUGUGUCAGCUGGAGCGCUUCUUCCCUCCAGCCCUUUUUGAUAUCAUGUUUCACCUACCAAUACAUCUAUCAAAAGAGGCACGCUUGGGAGGACCAGUUCACUUCCGCUGGAUGUAUCCCUUUGAAAGGUACAUGAAAACACUAAAGGCUUUUGUGAAGAAUUAUGCAAGGCCAGAAGCAUGUAUGGCUGAGGCGUAUUUGGCUGGAGAAUGCGUUGCAUUCUGUUUAGAGUUCCUUAAAGAUUCAGUACCAGUUCAAGAAGCAGUUAAUCGUAAUGAAGAUGUCGAGACUGACACAAUGGUGGUUGAAGGCCGACCUCUGCAGAAGGGUAUAGAGGUUACCCUUUCAGAUAAAGAUAGAGACAUUGCACAUCGCUAUGUGCUAAUGAACAUGGCAUCUUUGGAUCCAUUUCUUGAGAUGCAUUUGGAAGAGUUGCAAGCAAAGGAUGGUCGAUUGGCUAGAAAUGAAACUUUGUUAUGGAAAUACCAUACUGACCACUUUGCAGAAUGGCUUAAAAAUAAGAUUCAUUCAGACUCAACAGAUAGUCAUUCUAAGGAGAUAAGGUGGUUGGCAUUUGGGCCAAGAAAUGUUGCUUUAGCACAUAAAGGAUUCAUCAUCAAUGGCCAACGGUCUCAUACUGAUGCGGUCAAGCUGAAGACACAAAACAGUGGAGUAACUUAUGAAGCCUUUAGCAUGUGUAGAUCAAGUGCUCGAGAUAUGAGACAGGUCGCGGAUAUGAUUACAUACUAUGGAGUGAUAAAGGAGAUUUUGGUCAUCGACUAUCAAAUGUUCAAAGUGCCACUCUUUAGAUGCAACUGGGCAAACACAGCGAAUGGUGUGAAGGAAGAAGAUGGCUUCACUCUUGUUAACCUUCAUAUGAACCAAGCAGCCUAUUUGAAAGAUCCAUUCAUUCUACCUUCUCAAGCAAAACAGGUUUUCUACUCUAGGGAGGAUGAUGCUUCAAAUUGGUAUGUUGUUAUGAGAGCACCACCUAGAGGUUAUCAUGAGUUGGAAACAGAAGAGGAUUUAGGUGGUGCUCCUUUACCUGUCCAAGAAGUUGAUGAUAUGGGUGAUGAAGCUUCAGAUGAUGAUAGUGUUUAUGUUAGGGAUGAUUGUGAAGGUUUAUUAGUGGUAGAUUAA
Molecule: messenger RNA, 3078 nt
Organism: Raphanus sativus (radish)
Lineage: Eukaryota; Viridiplantae; Streptophyta; Magnoliopsida; Brassicales; Brassicaceae
Exons: 7
Coding region: 1-3078 (1025 amino acids)
Source: RefSeq, a predicted model, not a curated record